This is a messenger RNA of Papaver somniferum (opium poppy), 1422 nucleotides long. RefSeq names its product F-box protein At3g07870-like. Lineage: Eukaryota; Viridiplantae; Streptophyta; Magnoliopsida; Ranunculales; Papaveraceae. The transcript has a single exon. Gene Ontology annotation, molecular function: protein binding. The coding region runs from base 1 to 1422 and encodes 473 amino acids. The record is from RefSeq and is a predicted model, not a curated record.
AUGAGCAUAGGUGAAAAACCUCCAAUGGAGUUCCGUAAUCAUCGCACAAAGAAACCUAAGAAAGAGAUGGACUGCAGUCGUCUUAUACCAACAGAGAUCAAUCUAGAUAUUUUUUCUCGCUUAUCCUUCAACCACAUCUUGGAAUGUAAACGAGUAUGUAAAAAUUGGCAAAGGCUACUUCUUGAUCCUUGUUUCCCUCGUAUGCACUUAAGGCCUAGUCAAUUUCAACUUGACGAUGAAAACAGACAAGGUAAUAGUUCUUACAGGUUUUCUAAUGUUAAUAUCAUGAGUUUUCUUUUCGGUUGUUUCAUUGAGCGUGAGCAUAUUUACGUUUACGGAGAGUACGAUAAGAGUGAUGGCCAGAAAUUUAACAAGUCAAUUACUGUAAGCAAACCCAUUCCAAAAAUUAUGGGAGGUAUGUUUCUUGGUUUGUGCGAUGGUUUAGUUCUAUGCCAACAACCACUGGUAUUCCUAGAAAAUGAUGGUCAAUCCAUGGAUGCAUAUGUUUCUCUCGUUGUAUCAAACCCCAUGACAAGAGAAUACGUGAAUCUUCCAAAAUUCAACGAGCCAUACAGACAUCGUUUCAUGAUGUUUGGGUUUGGCUACGAUUCUUCCACUAAUGUUUACAAGGUUGUUAGAAUUUUCUACCCUUGGCACCAAAAAAUGCAUGAUGGUGGUUCCUUUGUUGGACAAAUCUACGUAUACACUCUUGGGUGUCGUGGCAGUGGAUGGAGACCCGCAGGAAACAUCGACCAUCAUUUGGAUGAAAAACCAGGUGUCCUAGCAAAUGGAGCUCUUCAUUGGCUUGGAAAGAACAAGAACAGGAUACUUGCCUUUGAUUUGGCAGAUGAGAAAUUUCGAGAAAUCGCAGCACCCCCUGGUUUAGACCUUAGUUAUAAGCAGACCUCCCGAUUUAGUCUCAGGGUAUUUGGAGGGUGGUUAUGUAUUCACCAUAAACUCAAUGAAGAAUCUCUCACAACGGACAUAUGGGUAUUAAAGAAGAAGAAUACAACAGAAAAUUCCAGUUGUGGCCGUAGUAUUAUAGGCAUCAUAGGAAAUCAGCAUGCGGCUUGGAGUUGGACAAAGGAAUUCAGUAUGCUUGGAUAUUCAGAGUCGUUUAUAACAUAUUUAAACCCAUUAGCUAUUACAAAGAACGGUCAACUUCUACUAUUACAGAAUAAGUGCAUUUUAACACGAGACGAAUAUCGGAGAUUAAGUAUUUCACAUUACAGUGCUGGCCUAACUCAUGAACUUUUAUCAGAUAAAUUCUUUCAACAAAGUCUUGUCCGUUACAACCCGAAAACUGAAGCCUUGGAAAAGACAUGUGACACCGUUAUGCAAUUGCCAACCGUGGGAUUUCCCUUUAUUAAGAGCUUUCUUUCAUUGAAAGAUCUAGGAGAAAAAGAAGCUAAUAAAAUCUGA